This is a messenger RNA of Puntigrus tetrazona (Sumatra barb), 1522 nucleotides long. Its product is annotated as D-amino-acid oxidase-like. The coding region runs from base 269 to 1366 and encodes 365 amino acids. Gene Ontology annotation, molecular function: D-amino-acid oxidase activity; FAD binding. NCBI's taxonomy places the organism in Eukaryota, Metazoa, Chordata, Actinopteri, Cypriniformes, Cyprinidae. The transcript has 11 exons. The record is from RefSeq and is a predicted model, not a curated record.
UAUAAUAUAUGAAGUAUACCUUGAAUGCAGUGUACUGCAACUCUGCUGUAUGCAUAAAUGUAAAUGUGUGGAUUAUUUCCAACCUGACAUUACAUGCAGCGCAUAAACUAUUAAGUUAUGAAUUAGGAUUUUCAAGCAAUAAAAACAACUCGAGCUCUAUAACCUUGUUAGUUGUCAUGAUACAUUUUAACUUUGUAAUUGUGUCUAUGUUGGGUGGACAUAAGCCUUAAUAAAACAACUUAAGCCUUUCCCGUGACAAUGCAAACAUAUGGCAGCAUUAUGUAUUCACUGGUGGAUGGUUCAGAAUACACAGUUAGCAGGCAUGAGGGUGUGCAUCAUUGGAGCGGGGGUCAUCGGCCUCUCCACCGCUCAGAGCAUCUACCAGCACUUCCACCACAGGAUCACCCCCCUCACCAUAGAGGUGUAUGCUGACGUCUUCACUCCACUCACCACCAGCGACGGGGCAGCCGGGCUCUGGCAGCCGUAUCUCUACGACAAGGGAAACGUGCAAGAAACUCAAUGGAACAAAGAGACGUUUGACUAUCUGCUAAGCUGGCUCAGCUCUCCAGAUUCAGUGAAAAUGGGAAUCUUCCUUCAGUCUGGCUACAAUCUGUGCACUGAAACCUUGCCGGAUCCCUCAUUUAAAAACGCAGUGUUGGGUUUUCGUCAGCUGACUGAACGUGAACUGGAUAUGUUCCCGGGAUACAGUUUUGGUUGGUUUAACACUGCUCUCAUGAUUGAAGGAAAGACAUACCUGCCCUGGCUUAUGGACUGGUUAAGUCAAAGAAAGGUCAAGUUUUAUCACAGAAAGAUUGGUUCAUUUAAAGAGUUGGCAGAUAUUGGUGCUGAUGUUGUCAUCAACUGCUCCGGGAUCCGAUCAGGAGACCUCCAGCCUGAUCCCGAGCUCAAACCAGGCAGAGGACAAAUUAUUAAGGUAGACGCUCCCUGGUUGAAACACUGGAUCAUCACACACAAUUCCUCAACAGGAGUCUAUAACUCACCGUACAUCAUUCCUGGGAGCCGUUUAGUCACUGUGGGUGGAGUUUUCCAAGUAGGAAACUGGAAUCUGCAGAACAGUUCUGUUGACCAUAAAGGAAUCUGGGAAGAGGCCUGCAAGCUUGAGCCCAGUCUACAGCAUGCGCGGAUAGUAGAGGACUGGACUGGACUCAGACCCGCUCGCAGCAAAGUUAGACUGGAGAGAGAGACCAUACGAUCUGGACCAGCCUCGUUUGAGGUCAUUCAUAACUACGGACAUGGGGGUUUCGGACUGACCAUCCAUCGUGGAUGUGCUGAGGAAGCUGCUCGUCUCUUUGGACAGAUCCUGGAGCAGAAAGGCCUGCUAUCACACUCUAAGUCACGUCUCUAAUAAAGAUCUAUGCCUCUUGAAUCUUAUCUACAGCAUCAGUUCCUAUUCUCACUAAUCUAAUAACCAUUGUCAUACUGAUUGAUAAUUAAUAUUCAGAAUUUAAUAAAUUUGUCUGCAUUUAUCUACACUAAGUCAUAAUAAAGAUACAUAUACUCA